This is a messenger RNA of Electrophorus electricus (electric eel), 1732 nucleotides long. Lineage: Eukaryota; Metazoa; Chordata; Actinopteri; Gymnotiformes; Gymnotidae. The record is from RefSeq and is a predicted model, not a curated record.
AGAGACGGUAACAGAAAACAAAAAAUAUGACUGUAAAAAUUGGACUGAUAUGGACUUCAAGCGAACAAAAAAGUUAAAGCUUGAAUAUAAGAUAUAUUGGUUGAAUAUAGGUUGUGUGUUAAUGAUUGCAUGAGCUUCACAAAUGAGAUAAACAUCAAACCUGUAUGUUAUCUUAAAAUAAUACCUGCUUCCAUGUAACCGCUUUUUUGUUUUACAUGAGUACCAGCGACUGUCAAUCUCAUGCAAAAAAGUAAAAAGAUAAAGAUCAAGUACUAUAUAUAUAGAUGAAGGAUACUUCUUUUAUUUUUUUAUUCUUGAGUACCCAAUGUUUAGCCGCUGGUACUCAUGUAAAACAAAAAAGCGGUUACAUGUGGUAAUUAUCUUAUUUGUGAAGCUCAUACAAUAUAUUUAUAUAUCAAAUUUUAAUCCUUUCUGGUGAUAGACUACAUAACUUUAAUUAUAAUAGAAAAUUAGCUAAUAGUUAAUAUAAUAGCUUUUAAUAGUGUAUAUAUAGGAGAAGUGUUAGAGGGCAGUUUGUUUUACCACAUUUUCUGAAUUCUCCACACUCCUAGUUUCGCAAAAACUCACAGCCAAAAUGGCAGCCAUCAGUCUGACACCAGUACCAGACGUCACCCUGUUAAACUCGACGAGUGGAGCUCCUUAUCCAGUGCCCAGAGAGGUCCCAGGCCAACCUUUUUUCAUUUGUGCCUACUCGCUGGUCUUUCUCGUCAGCUUGGCACUGAACACGAUCACCAUGCGAGUGUAUUUCUGCACCUCUCAGCAGUUCUAUUCCAGCGUGACAGUUUACCUGAAGAAUCUGGCAGCAGCUGACUUCUUCCUCUGCCUCUGCUUGCCUAUUCGCAUAGCCAACUAUGCCAGCAGCUCCGCCACGAUACAGAAUGUUUACUGCACUUUUGGCACAGCUGCCUUCUAUCUCAACAUGUAUGCCAGCAUUCUCUUCAUGGAUUACAUCGCUGCCAACAGGUAUCUGAAGAUUGUCCAUCCGCUAGGCAAUCACAUCCUGCAGACCACGCGAGCUGCACACUAUGUGUCCUCAGUCACGUGGGCUUCCUUAUCAGGAGCUGCCUUCAUAUAUGUCAUCCUCUUCCUCAGCACAUCUUGGAAUGCCUCUUUGAAUCCAUCCAUUUUAGGCUGUGAUUCCUUACACAGGCCCAUAGUCAGCAUGGUUUAUAAGAUCAUCCACAGCAUCUCUGCCAUAAUCUUUUUUACCGUGCUGGUGUCCUUGGUCCUGCUGUACUUCGGCACUGUGCGGGGGCUCCAACACACCCGGCAGCCUCUACAGCCCAAGAUCAGAAAUUCAAAACGUAAUAUGUUGGUGUUGGUGGGGGUGUUCUGCAUGUGUUUUGUGCCCUACCACCUGGUGAGGCUGCCCUACGCCUUCCUGAAGACCAGGCUGGAGCAGCACUCCUGGGCCUUGUACAUCAUCAAAGAGCUGACAGUAUUGCUUUCAGUCCUUAAUGCAUGCCUGGAUCCACUGAUCUACUUCAUCUUUUGCAAGGACUUCAGGUCCCAGCUGAUCCUCAGGAGGGGCCGGCGUCAAGCUGGAGGGUACAGAAGGGGGCAAAGCAACACUCUCCGUGACACAGAGACCUGAAUAUCAUGUACUACUAUGCGACGUGCGUGCAUUACUUAAUCAAACAGAAUCUACCUGGGACAUAAUAUAAAAAACAAUGCAUGUCAUAUUCACACUGUUAUGUCGGUUUCAAGAGCU